GAGAAAUGUUCCGAAAACUAUCAGGAAAUCUACUGCGUUUGGUUUUGACGUCUGCACCAUCUUUUUCUCACCUGACCUAGGUGUCGAAAGCUGAAGACAACGGCUUCAUUAUGAAUUUGAUGCAUUGAUGACAAGAAUAGUGAUAUUCCAUACGUGGUAUAAUUGAAAGCUCUGUAUGAUGAACAAUGGCGUAACGCCCGGAUAGAUACAUUGUAGGUAGCAGAUGUGCUGGAGCACUGACAAUAUUUACGGUAGGCGGAUAUUUAGGACAAAAUGAACCAGUGCAAACCAUUCUGAAUUAUAUUGUCAAACUUUUUAUUUGGUGAAUUAUGAAAAUUAACGAGAAAAGUUUGGUGAAAUUUGCCUCAUCUGGGGCACCUGCUGACAAAGAAGGGCCGCUGUUGAAGAAGGGUGAGGUCAAUAAGGGUUUCCAGAAGCGAUGGUUCGUACUUAAAGGCAACCUAUUGUUCUACUACGAGAGAAGAAUGGACAAGGAACCUAUCGGAGUAGUUGUAUUAGAAGGCUGCACAAUUGAGCUGGCUGAGAACACGGAUGGAUUUACUUUCCAGAUUGUAUUUCCUGGAAGUCAUUCCCGCACGUACACACUGGCCGCAGAUACACAGGAAGAAAUGGAAGCCUGGAUGAAAGUACUAGCAUGUGCGAGUUACGAUUACAUGAAGUUAAUGGUUGUAGACUUGCAACAACAAAUUGAGGAAAUGAAUUCAGAGACACAGCAAAGACUUGUGGCACAGGCCAAACGUGAUAGUAAAAUGGUGCACUCUCGGUACCAGACUAUCUCGGCCGAUCCCAGUGAUUCCGAUUUUCAUGACCUGUUAGGUUUGGCGGUAGAGGAGGAUCCUUCUAAUGGUGCUCAAGGCAGAAUAACCAACCAAAGGUUCAAUCCAUUUAACUCUUCAGCAAAUGAUUCGUUAGAAUCAGGCUGGUCAAAACCUGGACAACUCCUGGAUUUUGCCGAGGAUUAUUACAAUGAGUCUACAGAAGUGAGUCAUAAGAGCUUUCUAGAGCUACAUGAGGAGUAUGGAACACAGAUACAGUGCCUAAGUGAACUGUGGAGAACUGGUGCCGUGACCAGGAACUCUCUGCUGCUCUCUCCUGAUAUUUUAUAGUUCCUCAGACUUCAACCGUAAUUACUUAAUAUCAUACUAUAUACAAAAGAUGUACAAAAUAUGUACACAAAAUGUAUACCUGGCAUAUUGGCUGUGGUCAUUAUUUCUAAGGAAUAAUUCAUUGUUAAAAGAUUACAUGUACAUGUAUCUAAAGUGUAUGUCACAUGAUAAUAAUUAUUAAUGAAUCUGAGCAGUCUUUUCUGUUUAAUCAAAUGGAUGCAAUGUAGAUUGAAGUUUUGGCAUUUAACUCUGGGAAUGGUUGUGGAAAUGUUUGGGGGGGCCUUCAGUACCAUGCGCAGUAACCAUGAAUUAAUGUAAUAAGCCCCCCCCCCCCACCCCC
Molecule: messenger RNA, 1467 nt
Organism: Pecten maximus
Lineage: Eukaryota; Metazoa; Mollusca; Bivalvia; Pectinida; Pectinidae
Product: sesquipedalian-1-like
Exons: 1
Coding region: 330-1127 (265 amino acids)
Biological process (GO): retrograde transport, endosome to Golgi; receptor recycling; endosome organization
Cellular component (GO): early endosome; recycling endosome; trans-Golgi network
Source: RefSeq, a predicted model, not a curated record